Messenger RNA from Seriola aureovittata, 1256 nucleotides. It is a transcript of the gene mrps35, whose product is annotated as mitochondrial ribosomal protein S35. Gene Ontology annotation, biological process: mitochondrial translation. NCBI's taxonomy places the organism in Eukaryota, Metazoa, Chordata, Actinopteri, Carangiformes, Carangidae. The record is from RefSeq and is a predicted model, not a curated record. Bases 3 to 1007 code for a protein of 334 amino acids. Gene Ontology annotation, cellular component: mitochondrial small ribosomal subunit. Gene Ontology annotation, molecular function: structural constituent of ribosome. The transcript is spliced from 8 exons.
ACAUGGCUUCACACACAAGCAAGGCACUUCUGUGCCUAGGUCGAAUAAAUGUUCGUGGUCUCGGACUUCACAAAUCAAUAAGCAGGGUCACGUACGCGACGGCUUUGUCCACAAAUUCUUCUGCUGGAAAUACAGGCCCUCCUAAUAAAGGCGGUAGAGGAACCUUCACCAAAAAAGCCAGGAGAGAGGUAGGGGAGCCCAGGACAGAAAAGAUGCCGGUGGAUCAGGACUGGACUGCAGUUUAUCCAGCAGCAGCACCCUUUAAACCGAAUGCUGUCCCCCUACCUGUGAGGAUGGGCUACCCUGUGAAGGGAGGCGUUCCUCCAGAGAAGCAAGGCAACCUGGAGUUGAUCAAGAUACCAAACUUUCUGCAUUUGACACCAGCAGCCAUAAAGAAACACUGUGAAGCUCUGAAACCAUUCUGUACAGAGUGGCCGUCUGUCUUGAACACUGAUGCCAAAUGUGAUGAGCACUUCCCUCUUAAAGUAACAAGCACCGACUAUGUGUCUGCUGGCCCGUCUGUCAGAAACCCUUCAGCUCGUGUUGUUCAUCUAAAAGUAAAGCUGUCCAGUUUGAAUCUGGAUGACCAUGCACGCAAGAAAAUGCUGAAACUUGUUGGGGACAGAUACUGCAAAAAAACUGAUGUCCUCACCAUCAAAACUGAAAGCUGCCCACUGAGACGACAGAAUUACGACUAUGCCAUGUACCUGUUGACCGUCCUUUACCACGAGUCUUGGAAAACAGAAGCCUGGGAGGCGGAGAAGACUGUGGCAGACAUGGAGGAAUAUAGCUGGGAGGACAGCCCGUCCCAAAAGAAUAUCUUGGAUAUGCUAGUGCGCAUGAAAACGGCCGGGGAAGGAGAAGACGAGGAAGUGCGAGAGCAGCUGCUGGGAAGAAGUGAGGUGCAGGAGUAUAAGGACUCAGUCACAAGGCUGAAGAACGAAGGAGAGAACGAGAGCACCAUGCUUCAGUACAAGGAGGCUGUCAAGAAAGUACUCAACCUGUGAUCCGGCUUAAUGUAAAAAUGUAUUUACAUGAAGACAGUGACCAAGAGCAACAGGGGCCUGUAAUGGGAUCUACAUAAACGGACUCCGUCUACAUACCAGUAACACAAACGAGAUCAGUGUAGAUAAUUACAGCCUCAUGAGUCCCAACUAAUGUAUUUAUUUUCUAAAAUAGAUCUGCUGUCAUAUCAGGUGUGUGAUCUUUCUUCUUGUCUAAUACAGAAAUAAAAGUCUGAUGUAUUCUAUUGUCAA